AAGUAAGGCCCAUUAACAGGGGAUUGCGCGCGACUCCCGAGUCCGACGCCAAAAUCGUAAUUCGAAACGCGGAUCAAAAGAAAUCUCUUAAGGUCGGAAGAUCCGCACAGGUUCCCGCCUCAACCUCCUCAAAAACCCUAGCUCACCUACUCCGACACCCAAGCUCCUAUAACUCUCCGAUUCAACGAAGAUUUCUUAGACUUCGACAGAUGCCACUAAUCCAUUGAUGACUGGAGAUAGCUGCAGCUUAGUGUCCAAGGAAACGCGUCUCCCUUUGUGUGAUAUGACUAAUGUACCAAGCAAGAGAGGGAUCUCCUCGAUUCCGGGUGACUUUCUUUUGAAGUCUGGGGACGAUGCUGGUAAGACCGUUGCUCGUGAAGGCUCAGGGGUGAAGUUUUCCAAGAGGUUGUGUUUAGUUGUAGACGACUUGGUCAAGGAGAGUACUAGGACUAGUGAUACAAACGACGGUUCUUCUUCUGAUGGCAAGAUUAGUUUUGGUGACUCACCUGCUGAUUCCGAGAAUUUCGAUUUGAAAGAAUCUCAGGGUGAAACCAAUGCUGUGGAUACUGCGGUGGAACUUACUCAGAGAGAGUGUGACAAGGACUCGAACGUUGCUGACUUUUCAAGUCAAACUGAUCCUGUUGCCGGUGAAGAUUUAACCAUGACUGUCUCCAGUAGCAGCAAUUGUGAGAGUGAUGAUAGGUUGGCGACGGUGGCUGCCGAAGGAACGGGUUUGUUGGCUAGUUCUGAGACUAUCAAACCGUUUAAUAUGAGCAGAUGUUCGGCUGUUGACAAUAAUAUGGAUGCUGAUGAUGAGCUUAAAUCAUGCUCUUGUUCCUUUUGCCUCAAAGCUGCAUAUAUCUGGUCAGAUCUCCACUACCAGGAUAUCAAAGGUCGAUUAUCGGUACUGAAGAAGAGCCAGAAAGAAGCUAGUAGCUUGAUCCGGAGGAAUGGUAAAGGAAGGGCAACGGAUGUGUAUGGAUCUGAAAACUCCAAUAACUCCACAAAUGUAGAGUUUGAUGUCAUGGGUCAAUGGACAUCUCUCUUUCUUAACAUGGAGGGUAUCUUGGCUCGUGAAAGCAGCCACCUUCAGGAUAGCUUCGUAACCAUGAAAGAGUUGAGAGAAAAUUGCAAGAUUGAUCUGGAGAGAGCGACGAAAACACCUCAACAGAACAACACUUAGGUACUGUUGUUGUUUUUAAGACUGGUUUGAACUUUGGAAGGCUCUGUAACCUUUGAAAGCAACUCAUGUAUGUAUCAUAACUUCUAUUGUCAUCCGAUUAUUGCAUCUUUGUUACUCGUUAGUUAUGAUAAUCUUUGCUUCUCUUAGCAAUUUGUCGGUUCUUUAAGAAUUGUUGUUACCAUAUUGGAUCCCAUUGUCUCUUGAGCAUGUCUUCAUUUGGUUUCUCAUCCUUUUAAUACUUCAAAUGCCCCUUGACAAACCUAAAUAAUUAGGUGAUUCAAAGUGUCAUUAAGUAAAGUUAAGAGGUGUGCUGAGUCCACUAGUACGGAGAAUCUAUUAAGGUACAUUGAAUCAUAAUAACCCUUGUCAUAUUCAUGCCUAUUAGGAUAGCAAUAAAUUCAUUGAGAAUAGGGGAUAUUCGCUUGUUUCUUUCUUCAGAUUACUACAAAAUCUAACUGGAUUUCUAUUAAAAUAUCUUUUAAAAAAACGCGAAACAAAAAAAGAGUAGAGAAUAUUCAUUAGAGAUUCACGUUUUUCCUGAAGUCAAAUCCACCUAAGAGUCCUAAGAGCAUGAUUAACCGGGGUUUUUAAUUUAGGGUUCUUAAUUCAUGAUUUGACAUUUUUUUUUAAUAUUUUUCGAAGAACCAGUUUUUAUAUCUCUUAUUUAAGAGACGGUUCCUAGCUUCUUUUAGUUAAAAGCUAAGAAACAGUUCUUAAC
Molecule: messenger RNA, 1901 nt
Organism: Brassica napus (rape)
Lineage: Eukaryota; Viridiplantae; Streptophyta; Magnoliopsida; Brassicales; Brassicaceae
Exons: 5
Coding region: 227-1183 (318 amino acids)
Source: RefSeq, a predicted model, not a curated record